Messenger RNA from Penicillium soppii, 1197 nucleotides. RefSeq names its product SANT/Myb-like DNA-binding domain-containing protein. Lineage: Eukaryota; Fungi; Ascomycota; Eurotiomycetes; Eurotiales; Aspergillaceae. The coding region runs from base 1 to 1197 and encodes 398 amino acids. The transcript has 2 exons. The record is from RefSeq and is a predicted model, not a curated record.
AUGGUCACACUGAAUCAUCAGAGUUUCUGGCAGCCGCCAACAACGAAGUCCCCGCAAAGGUGUUCUUCAAUUUGUUCCGGAACCCAAACCGUUGUUGUGACAGAGAAACUCAAUGCCUCAGGAGAAAGUUGCGAAGGAGGUUAUUACAACCUGGAGAACAAUGUGCCACAAGAAGAGCACAGGGCAGAGGACAUGGCAUCGGAAGUUGGGCGGCUCUCUCCAUCUAUUUCGCCUACUGUCUAUCAAAGCGAUGCAUCAGCCGCCAAUAAUUACCCCGAUUACCCCCAGGAGGUCGCGCUUUAUCCUUCCUCUCGAGUCAGUAGUACUCCCUCCGUGACUGGCCUAGAUGGACCUGGAACAACGAGAGUCUUCGACGUCUUUGAGGAUGAUGACAACAGGAAUCUUACUGCAAACGGAAGCAAGUGUGCCUGGGAAGACCUAAACAGUUCUUACCCGAAACGACCCCGUUGCUUGAAAUCAACCGCCAUGAAUGCAACCAAGUCACGCAGAAGACGAACGAGUCAACCAAAAGCCGAAGGUUCGUCAUUUGAAAGCGAAGAGGGUUAUGUAGAUAACCUCGCUGGGCUUGGGAAUGCGAUCCGAUAUCUGAAGCGGUUUUACAGCCUGGCCACUGCUGAGGCCAAGUUCUCUGAUGAUCUCGCCGAUGCCGAUAUUGUCAAAGAAAAUCUCGCGGUGCUUCAGGUUGCAACAAAAACGCUACAGCACGCUUACGGUAUCAUUGCAACAAGCGCCACAGUAAUAGGGGAUCCUGUUCGACAAGCCACGACCGUACAAGCACGGCAAACUAUCACGCGCAGGAAGUGGUCCGUCGAAGAUGACAGUCGAUUACUGAAGCUGAGAGACUCUCAGAAACUGCCAUGGAGUCGUAUCCGCGACUUAUUUCCUGGAAGAACUCUGAGCGCAGUCAAACAACGUUAUGUCCGGGAGACUUCCAAGCAGACCGAAACCCCCGCCAGCAAAGACAACCACUCAAACCUCUCUGACCAGCAUGUGAAGCGCACAUCGAAUAUCCGAAGAAGCCAGAGGCUGGGCCGACCUCACCAAAUCAAGAAUACAAGGAGCGACGCCGAGCGCCAUCGAAGGUAUCCCUCGCGUGCAGUGAAGCAUUCUGGUGAUUCAAACGCAAUGAAACUGGAUUCUAUCGACCCCCGACUUAGAAAUCUCGGUCAAACCUAA